GAAGAGUUGGUGAGGAAGUGGUAUAACAUUCCGGUCGCAGAUUUGUCAACCCAGACUGGUCAGAAACUAGAUACGGUUUUGUACCAAAGCAGCGAUGAUGAUGACACUGUUGGCCGGCUGUUUCUCAGUGUGACAGACGAGAAUGUGAAAAAGAACUCAGAGACGCAAGUCGAGCAACUGGCACGUGCCUUAUCGGAUUUGCUGUCAAUGACGCCACAUCUCUACACCUACAUUGCCAGAGUAACUCGCUGGAAAGAUUUUGUGACGCAAGCUGGAGUUUCGAUCAAAGGCAUGCGACAUGUGCAUUACCUACGGUUUUGCGAGCGGAAAGAUAUGGGUUCUGAUAUUUUGGACAAUGUUUCCGAGAUUGAGGAGUACAAGUCUGGUGACAGACAUCCCGAAGACAUUUUCUUGAUUACAAAAAGGUGGCUGGCUGAUACCCAAAUGUCUCGAGUGAUCUGUGUGAUGCCAGCUGGUGUGGCGAAACAGCUUCGAACGGGGCAUUACUUGCCAAACGGCCAAGCUGACAGGCGGAAGAUUUCAGACCCGGUGAAGAAAAACAUUCUCCGGUAUGUCCCAAAAAAUCAUCGAGCUGGCACUCUUAAUUCGGAUGCUACUACUUAUUUGUUGAAAUGGGUCCAAGGAAUUUUGCCCAAGCAUCCCAGGCCUGCAUCGUAUCCCAUUUUGGGCUACCGUUACAUCCCUGAAAUGCGUGCUGAAUCUUUGAUGGCUGGCACCUGGACUGUGCCAACUCGCCGGAAAAUUUUUGACUUGUCCAUGGGUCAUGAGGAUGACAUGGAUCAGGAGUCAUCUUCUGAUGAUGGCGACAUUGUUCUGCCACAAGCUUUGGUCAAUUGUUGA
This is a messenger RNA of Cladocopium goreaui, 861 nucleotides long. NCBI's taxonomy places the organism in Eukaryota, Dinophyceae, Suessiales, Symbiodiniaceae. The record is from the annotation of a GenBank genome assembly.